This is a messenger RNA of Lodderomyces margitis, 5484 nucleotides long. RefSeq names its product bifunctional urea carboxylase/allophanate hydrolase (gene DUR1,2). The record is from RefSeq and is a predicted model, not a curated record. NCBI's taxonomy places the organism in Eukaryota, Fungi, Ascomycota, Pichiomycetes, Serinales, Debaryomycetaceae. The transcript has a single exon. Gene Ontology annotation, molecular function: ATP binding; urea carboxylase activity; metal ion binding. Gene Ontology annotation, cellular component: mitochondrion. Bases 1 to 5484 code for a protein of 1827 amino acids.
AUGGUUUCUACUUUAGGAUGGACAGUGGAAGACUGGAAGAAAACUCAUUACAGCUCAACACCACAACAAUCGUUUAAAUUAUUGAUUAACCUCCUCAAAUCACAAAAAACAGCACCAGAAGAUCCCGCAUGGAUUUCAUUAGCAACAGUUGAAGAUUUAACUCAUCAAUGGAAUUUCCUACAAUCAAAGGCUAAUAAAACAUCACUCCCAUUAUAUGGUGUUCCCAUAGCCGUUAAAGACAAUAUCGACGCCAAAGGAUUCGAAACAACAGCUGCUUGUCCUUCAUUUGCUUACAAACCAGAAAAAGAUGCUACAACUGUCAAGUUGUUAAGAGAUGCAGGUGCUAUCAUAAUAGGGAAAACAAAUUUGGACCAGUUUGCUACUGGUUUGGUUGGUACAAGAUCGCCAUAUGGUGUAACCCCAAACACAUUCAACAAGGACUAUGUUAGUGGUGGAUCUUCUGCUGGUUCAGCAUCAGUUGUUGCUAGAGGAAUUGUGCCAAUCUCAUUGGGCACUGAUACCGCAGGAUCUGGUAGAGUACCGGCUGCGUUAAACAACAUCAUUGGCUUAAAGCCCACGAAAGGUGUAUUUUCGUGCAGCGGUGUGGUGCCAGCAUGCAAGUCAUUAGAUUGUGUAUCCAUCUUUUCGACUACCUUACAAGAUGCUCAGUUAACUUUUGAAAUCAUGGCCAAGGAGGAUGGUGACAAUGAUGAAUAUUCGAGAGAAAUGCCAACCAAUCCCUUGUUGAAGUUUUCCAAAAAACCAAGAAUUGUCGUGCCUACCAAUUUGAUAUGGUGCGGAGAAACAGAAAACCCAGGAUUAUACAACAAAGCAGUCGAGAUAUUUGCAAAUGACGUUGGAGUUGAUUUGGUGUCUUUAGACAUUGAGCCUUUGCUUGAACUAGCCAGGUGCUUAUAUGAAGGUCCCUGGGUAACAGAAAGAUUUGUCGCUGUGCGUGACUUUUUGGCAACCAAUCCACCAACUGAAGAUUUGGAUCCUACUGUGAUUAAUAUUGUCAAGGGUGGUGAACACUACUCAGCUGCCCAAUGUUUUGAGUUUGAGUACAAGAGACAAAGGAUUUUGCAAAAGGUUAAAAAAUUGUUGAAGGAUGUCGAUGCAAUCAUUGUUCCAACUGCACCUUUGAACCCAAAAAUUAAAGAAGUACUUGCCGAACCAGUCAAAGUUAAUUCAUGCCAAGGAACCUAUACAAACUUUGUCAACUUGGCCGAUAUGUCUGCUUUGGCCAUCCCAGCUGGCUUUAGAAAAGAUGGACAACCUUUCGGUAUCACGUUGUUGUCUCACAAAUUCAAUGACUAUGCAUUGUUAGAUUUGGCAAGUCGCUACAUGGUCCCAUACUCAAAAACUGUACCAUUCUUUUACGGUGCUUUGAAAGAGAAAUUGAUUGAGUCAUCUAUUGCCGAGGAGUUGCUUCCAAAUAUUCCUAAAACUAUUCCAUCGGAACAAGUUAAAUUGGCCGUUGUUGGCGCACACUUAAAAGGCUUUCAACUACACUGGCAACUAGAAAAAGUUGAUGCCAGGUUUGUUGAAUCAACAGCCACUUCAAAAAAGUAUAAAUUGUAUGCUUUACCAAAAACUGGUCCAGUGGCAAAACCAGGAUUGAGAAGAGUUGAAGAAAAUGGUGCCAACAUCGCAGUCGAAAUCUACUCCAUACCGAAGGAGAGAUUUGGAACCUUUAUUAACUUUGUCCCUGAGCCUUUGGGAAUUGGAUCUGCAGAGUUGGCAUCAGGCGAAUGGGUCAAGUCAUUCAUUUGUGAAGAGUCUGGCUAUAAUGUGCCUGGAACUGUAGAUAUCUCACAAUACGGUGGAUGGAAAAAUUACCAAGAACACCUUGCUGCUGAAUCAAAAAGCCACAAAAAGCCAUUCAACUCAGUUUUGGUGGCUAACAGAGGUGAAAUAGCUGUUCGUAUAAUCAAGACAUUAAAAAAAUUGGGUAUAAAGUCCAUUGCCAUAUAUUCAGAUCCUGACAAGUUUGCCGAACAUGUUACUAGUGCCGAUGUCUCGAUUCCAUUGCAUGGUACAACUGCUGCCCAGACAUACAUUGAUAUUGACAAAGUCAUAAACGCUGCCAAGGACUCGGGAGCUGAGGCUAUCAUUCCAGGUUACGGAUUCUUGUCUGAAAAUGCCGAUUUUUCUGAUCGUUGUGGUAAAGAAGGCAUUAUUUUUGUUGGACCAUCGGGUGAUGCGAUUAGAAAAUUAGGAUUGAAACAUUCUGCACGUGAAAUUGCUGAGAAAGCUGGCGUCCCAUUGGUUCCCGGAUCUGGAUUGGUUAAAGAUGCCAAGGAGGCAAGAGAAAUCGCUGCCAAGUUAGAAUACCCAAUCAUGGUUAAGUCAACUGCCGGUGGUGGUGGUAUCGGUUUGCAAAAAGUUGACUCGGAAGAGGACAUUGAACGAGUCUUUGAAACAGUACAACACCAAGGAUUGUCAUACUUUGGUGAUGCUGGUGUCUUUCUUGAAAGGUUUGUUGAAAAUGCCAGACAUGUAGAAAUUCAGAUGUUGGGUGAUGGUAACGGUAAUGCCAUUGCCGUUGGUGAAAGAGAUUGCUCUUUGCAAAGAAGAAACCAAAAGAUUAUUGAAGAAACACCUGCCCCUGACUUGCCUGAAGCUACACGUCAAAGAAUGAGAAAAGCCGGUGAAAGUUUGGGCGCUUCAAUGAAUUACAAAGGUGCUGGUACUGUUGAGUACAUUUACGACCCAAAAAGGGAUGAGUUUUACUUUUUGGAAGUCAAUGCCAGAUUGCAAGUCGAACAUCCAAUCACUGAAAUGGUUACUGGUUUAGACUUGGUGGAAUGGAUGCUUUUAAUUGCGGCUGACACUCCACCAGAUUUCUCACAAAAGAUUGAAGUCAAAGGAGCUUCAAUGGAAGCUAGAUUGUAUGCUGAGAACCCGGCAAAGGGGUUUAAACCUUCACCUGGUCAAUUGACUGAAGUCAAAUUUCCUAGUUGGGCGAGAGUUGAUACUUGGGUUCAGAAGGGUACUGUAGUCUCAGCUGAAUAUGAUCCUACUUUGGCAAAGAUUAUUGUUCAUGGAAAAGAUAGGAAUGAUGCAUUGAAGAAGUUGCGCCAAGCUUUGGAUGAAACUGUCGUUUAUGGAUGUAUUACCAACGUUGAUUACCUUCGAUCAAUUGCAAAUUCCAAGAUGUUUGAAGAGGCCAGAGUUGCCACAAAGGUGUUGGAUACUUAUGAAUACAAACCACGUGCUAUUGAAAUCUUGAGCCCUGGUGCAUACACUACCGUCCAAGACUACCCAGGUAGAAGAGGAUACUGGAAUAUUGGUGUUCCCCCAUCAGGAUGCAUGGACCAAUACUCAUUCAGACUUGCAAACAGAAUAGUUGGCAAUGAUAGCACUGCUCCAGGUAUGGAAAUUACACUCAAUGGUCCAAAAAUUUUGUUCCACCAAGAUUGUGUUGUGGCUGUAACUGGUGGUAAAGCACCUAUUGAGGUUAAUGACAAGCAAGUUUCGCAAUGGGAACCAAUUGAAAUCAAAAGCGGCGAUACUUUAUCUAUUGGAAAGUUGACCAGUGGUUGUCGUGCAUAUUUAGCCAUCAGAGGUGGUGUCGAUGUUGUUGAAUACUUGGGCUCGAGGUCAACCUUUGCCUUGGGUAACUUGGGAGGUUACAACGGAAGAGUUUUAAAAUUUGGAGAUGUUUUGUUUUUAGGACAGCCGGAAAUCUCAAGCUGCACGUUGGCUCCACCAGUUUCCAAACCAGUAGCAGUCCCAUCAUCCCUUAUUCCAAACUACGACAACAAAGUUUGGCAAAUUGGUGUCACUUGUGGUCCUCAUGGAUCACCCGAUUUUUUCAAGCCAGAAUCAGUCUCUGAAUUCUUUUCAUCAACUUGGAAAGUCCACUACAACUCAAACAGAUUUGGUGUUAGAUUAAUUGGUCCAAAACCCAAAUGGGCAAGGGCUGAUGGAGGUGAAGCUGGUCUACACCCAUCAAAUGCUCACGAUUAUGUCUACUCCAUGGGAGCAGUAAACUUUACUGGUGACGAACCAGUUGUUUUAACAUGUGAUGGUCCAAGUUUGGGUGGUUUUGUUUGUGAAGCCGUUGUUGCUGAAGCCGAGUUGUGGAAGAUUGGUCAAGUGAAGCCAGGCGAAUCAAUCCAAUUCAUUCCUAUCACAUACGAUUCUGCCAAGCAAUUGAAGAGUCAACAAGAUGCAGGUAUUGAGUCUUUGAAAGGAGAAUUAGGAGACGUUGAAAGUUAUGGGUUGGUGCAUCCAGAAACGCCAGUUCUUUGUCAAAUUAAAGUUUCUGAAACUUCGCCUAAAAUUACCUACCGUCAGGCUGGUGAUAGAUAUAUUCUUGUUGAAUACGGAGAAAACAUUUUGGAUUUGAACAAGGCUUACAGAAUUCACAAGUUGGUUGAGAUGGUAAAACAGUAUAAACCAAAGGGAAUUUUCGAGUUGUCACCAGGUGUAAGAUCAGUUUUAGUUGAAUUUACUGACGAUAUUACCCAAAAGGAAGCCUUGGACACUCUUGUGGCUUAUGAAAAGGAAAUGGUUUUCAUCAAUAAGUGGAGAGUUAAAUCUAGAGUUGUCAGAUUGCCUAUGGCAUUUGAAGAUCAAAAGACAUUGGAUGCCGUCAAGAGGUAUCAAGAAACCAUCAGAAGUGAAGCUCCUUGGUUGCCAAACAAUGUUGAUUUCAUAGCCAACAUUAAUGGAAUUACCAGAAACGAUGUCAAGGAUAUGUUGUACACUGCUCGUUUCUUGGUCUUGGGUUUGGGUGAUGUUUUCCUUGGUGCUCCAUGUGCUGUCCCAUUAGAUCCAAGACACAGAUUUUUGGGUACCAAGUACAACCCAUCAAGAACGUACACACCAAAUGGUACUGUUGGUAUCGGAGGUAAUUAUAUGUGUAUCUAUACCAUGGAGUCACCAGGUGGAUACCAAUUGGUUGGUAGAACGGUGCCAAUUUGGGAUAAAUUGACACUUGGUGAGCACUCUAAUGACGUGAACAAGCCAUGGUUGUUGUCUCCAUUUGAUCAAAUUGAAUUUUAUCCAGUUAGUGAGACUGAAAUUGACAAGUUUUCCGAGGAAAUGAAUGUGGGAAAAUUCAAGGUUGAUAUAAUUGAUUCUGUUUUCGACCAUGGUCAAUAUUUACAAUGGAUUCAAGCCAACUCUGAAUCAAUUGAACAAUUUCAGAAAUCGCAAGGUGGUGAAAAAUUGGAGGAGUUUAACAGAUUGAUUCAAAUUUCAAAUAGUGAAUUGGAGCAAAGUGGAACUAAAGUGCAAGAAGAUGAAAAGUUUGAUGAAAACGCUGAAAUGGUUUACUCGGAGUUCUCCGGUAGAUUCUGGAAGAGUCUUGUUAGUGUGGGUGAUAACGUUGACAAGGAUCAGCCAUUGAUUGUUGUUGAGGCCAUGAAGACGGAAAUGAUGGUUAAUGCUCCAAGGGGAGGCAAAGUUAUAAAGAUUUAUCACAAGAAUGGUGAUAUGGUUGAUGCUGGUGAUUUAGUUGUUGUUUUAGGGUAA